GGCCUCAUCUUUUUAAGUGGGAGAACUUGCACAAUUGGUGGCUGACUAAAUACUUUUUUGCCCCACUGUAUGGGUGCUAUGUGGUUAUGUUCGGUGUACUUUUAGCCUGUCUUAAAUAUUUACUUGACCAUCAAAGAAACGUAGGUGUUGUCAUUUCUAGUAACCUGUGACAACAGGUAAAGAGCGGUUUUGAUAUCAUUUUUUAAGCAGUAUUUACUGAAACAGAAGUCAACCGUACACCCCCAACCAAAUGUUUAAUUUGCCAGUAACAGAAGUUCAAACAGAAAACUCCAUCUGUUUUGUGAGAAUGGGUUACUUUUGCCGUUCAACCAGGUUUGUCAGGAAAAUAGCUGUUUUGUAUUACCCCCUCCGAGUCCAACACACGUCUGAACAGAGCUUAAAGGCCCAGUGCAGUCAAAAACACGAUUUUUCUGUGUGUUAUAUUUAUUUUUAUACUAUGAAGUUGCAAUAAUAUGUGAAAUUGUGAAUAUAAUGAUAAAUCCCUUUUAGUGUAAGAGCUGUUUGAAAAGACUGCCUGAAAUGUCAUGGUGGAAUGGAGUUUUGGCCUUCCAUGGUGACAUCACCAUGCGGCAAAUGAGUUAAUAGACCAAUAAGAAAGAUGGUUCCAACCCUCUCUGCUAAUAACAGCUCAUUUUCAGUUUCCCCCUCCCCACUCAGAACACUCCCUGACAGUCCUAGCAAAAUUCUUGCUUGAGAAAUUGCUUGCUAAGAAGCUGUUUUUGUUUGUUUUUAAAUUAAAAUGGUCAAAAAGAAUCACAGUAAGAUACUUAAUUCUUACACAGAAUUGAUUUGAUAUUGAGAUAAAAAUUGCUGCAUUUGACCUUUUUGAAAAACUUAUUCUGUAUUGGGAAAUGUAUGAACUAAUUUGGCCUACAUGCAUGCGUCAGGUAAUGAGGUUCAUGCCAUACCAUACUGGUAGUGAUAUGACAUAAAGAGAUGGCCUACAAUAUAUUUGUGAGUUGAGAUCUUCUGAGUAUUUCUAACAGGACCAUACGCUGCUGGAGUGGGGCCAUAACAUCAAGGAACCCUGUCUCCCCAUGCACCUUUUCAGCCCUCAGCGGGUGCCUGAAUGUCACCAUUUUACAGCGAGUUGGAUUUCAUUUUAAGUUUGGCUUUAUUCCCUCGUGUACGCACUUAUAAUAGCGCUUAAUGAGCGCUUUAACCAUUUCCACAUAUCAAGAAGAAAAGGAUGGUAGAGGUGCAAGGGGUGGAGUUACUUGGGGUCAAUAGCCAAUGGAAAGCACCCAAAUUAUGAGUGGUGUUGAGUACAGUAUUUAUGAACUAUAAAGUUGUCUUGCUGACACUGGACAGUGAAGAGAUACAAGUACAGGUAAGUAAUAAUAUGAUUUGCAGAUGAUGUACUUAAUAUAAUAUAUACUUUGAUUAUUAGGGUGGUCAAGAGGCCUGGCUAGGUUAAUUCAAUUCAUAUAUUUAUCAUUAUUGGGAAAGGUUGAUUGCGUACCUAUAACAGCCUUUUCUGGAGUGAAGUGGGAAAAUCUUUUAUAUUCCAGUUUAGGGUCCUGUGUAAUGUAAUUAAUCUGUUAUAAGAACAACGAUGAUUGAAGUGAUUCAUUGGGUAAAUUAAAAUCUCGUGAAGUCAUCUAGAUUAGCUAUUAUUUUAUGCAGGUAGUACAGGCUAAUGUUGACAGUUUCAAAUAUGAGAGAAACUGGAGCAUUGUGAAUUGUCAGUUUAUCUCUGAUCAUCCUGGCACAUGUAGCUGGUCUGCAUGCCAGUAUAACUCUACUGGGUGAGCAUGUUAGUGUGUUCUAUGAUCAAAACAGAAUUCAAGCUGUAUUUUACGCCAGUCAUGCUUCUUCCUGUGUGUUCUCCAGGGCGCAAAGAUGAUUGUUCAGGUUCUCCUGACGGGGACACUAUGCUGCCUACUGCCAGGUUUGCUGGAUGCUACACCUCUGAAGGCUAGAGCUGUAGGGGAGGUCAGCAUCGACUCUGCCCAGGCUCAUGGCUUCCUGUCUCAGUCACGCUCCAAACGGAACGUUGACCCGGAUCCCAAGUGGCACCGCGGCACGCCUGAUUUCCAGUCCUACUACAAAUUCUACAACAGCAUAGGCCAUAUUGAAGGACUGUAUGAGAUUGACAAGAUCAGGAUACUGUAUCAGCAGAUGCGUCACCUAGAGCAGGUCUAUGGCCCAGACGCAUCCAGCUACCAGAAUGCCCUGGGUGUGAUAACCCCUCCACCUACCACCGCAGCUCCUACCACUACCACAGUGCCUCUCUCCACUCAGCCCCCUCCUACUACACCAGCAACACUUUCUCUAACUGAGGCUGAUGUCCUGUAUCUGUGUAACCCUAAAGACCCCCUCUGUAAAGCUCACAUCGUUUACCUGCCCGCAGGGGCCAUCCCGGUCCUCUGUGACCCACGCUACAACCCUACCUGCAAACCCCAAAUCGGCAAGGUGGUCAUAGCCGCUGCCGGUACUGCGGAGCUAGCUCCUGCAGCACCUGUAGAGCCAGCUGUUGAAUCACCUCCCCCACCUCCACCCCCUCCUAAGAAGUCUCUCCCACCUCCUUCUCCCGUUGUCAUUAAAGGGAUGGAGUAUGACUGCGACCCUUACUGGGACCCUGACUGCCUGAUCGAUCACCCACCUCGCUCUGUCCAGGUGACUGAGCCACCACCACCCCCUACUCUCCCACCUGUUGUGGUGGCCCCUGUUGAGGAGGAGGAGGAGGAGGAAGAAGAAGAAGAAAUGGCCACAGAGGAGACAGUAGCACCUUCUGACCCUUAUGAUUGGGGACGUGACCUCUUUGACCCUUACCGCUAUUCUGACCCAGCACCUGACCCCCAGUAGACAGUUUUUUGUUUUGUUUAUCUAAGUACAAACAACACAUUAGUACUGCAAUACAACAGAAGGUAAUUUACCAAAUACUGUGAGCAACCAGUAGGACUGUGAGCAAAACCAUAACAAACACAAUUGUACACAAAAACAAUUUCCCCCCCAUGUAUGACAUUUCUCAGUUCCAUCAGAGAAUAUUGUUUUGAGUUGUAGAGACAACGGAUUUAUAAUAUAUUGUAUUCAACGUGUGUGUGUGUGUGUGUCUGUUAUCAAUUAAUCUUUUUUCUAACUGAGUGUCACGUCCCAUUUGAAAUUGUUUGUGGUACAAGGUCGACCUCCAGCGGUGAGAACUGAAACUGUAAAUUAAACGAUCUAUCUGGACAGUCUGUUUUAUAGAUUUAAAAUGUGUAGGACUAAUACAACUUUUUUUGUGUG
Molecule: messenger RNA, 3249 nt
Organism: Salvelinus fontinalis (brook trout)
Lineage: Eukaryota; Metazoa; Chordata; Actinopteri; Salmoniformes; Salmonidae
Exons: 4
Coding region: 1864-2829 (321 amino acids)
Source: RefSeq, a predicted model, not a curated record